GCGUGCCGCGCGGGGCGCGCCGUGCGUGCCGAGCAGGCCGCAGUGCGGGCCGGGGCCGCGGCGAUGCUGGAGGAGGCGGGCGAGGUGCUGGAGUCGGUGCUGAAGGCCUCGUGCCUCCCGCUCAGCGUCCUGCUCUUCGUGCCCGCCGUGCUCCUGCUCCUGGGGCCGCCCCCCGCCGCCGAGGCGGCGCACGAGUUCACGGUCUACCGCAUGCAGCAGUAUGAGCUGGGCGGGCAGCCCUACGGCACCAGGAGCGCCGUGCUGAACACGGAGGCGCGCACCGUGGAAGCGGACGUGCUGAGCCGCCGCUGCGUCAUGAUGAGGCUGGUGGACUUCUCCUACGAGCAGUACCAGAAGGCUCUGCGCCAGUCAGCCGGGGCUGUGGUGAUCAUCCUGCCACGAUCCAUCUCCUCUGUCCCCCAGGAUGUCGUGAGGCAAUUCAUGGAGAUAGAGCCAGAAAUGCUUGCUAUGGAAACCAUUGUGCCAGUCUACUUCGCAGUGGAGGAUGAGGAGCUGCUGUCUAUCUAUGAGCAAACACGGGCUGCUUCUGCAUCACAGGGUUCUGCCUCUGCUGCAGAAGUUCUGCUGCACACAGCAACUGCCAAUGGCUUCCAGAUGGUGACCAGUGGGGCUCAAAGCAAAGCUAUCAAUGACUGGCUCAUCCCCAGUGUGGAGGGAAGGCUGACAGGGCUGGGUGGAGAAGACCUGCCCACUGUUGUGAUAGUUGCUCACUAUGAUUCCUUUGGAGUGGCUCCAUGGCUGUCCCAUGGGGCUGACUCCAAUGGCAGUGGAAUCUCAGUGCUGCUGGAACUGGCCAGGCUGUUCUCUCGGCUCUACACCUACAGAAGGACCCAUGCUGGGUAUAACUUGCUGUUCUUUGCAUCUGGAGGUGGCAAGUUUAAUUAUCAAGGAACUAAGCGGUGGCUGGAGGAUAAUUUGGACCACACUGAUUCCAGCCUUCUGCAGGACAAUGUAGCAUUUGUUCUCUGCCUUGACACUCUGGGCAGAGGCAAUAGCCUUCAUCUUCAUGUCUCAAAGCCUCCCAAGGAGGGCACCCUGCAGCAUGCAUUUCUGAGAGAACUGGAGAUGGUUGUUGCCAGCCAGUUCCCAGAGGUGAAGUUCUCCAUGGUGCACAAGAAGAUCAACCUGGCAGAGGACAUGCUGGCGUGGGAGCACGAGCGCUUCGCCAUCCGGCGCUUGCCGGCGUUCACCAUCUCACACCUGGAGAGCCACCGGGACAGCCUGCGCAACAGCAUCAUGGACAGGAGGGCACGAAUAGACACUAAAGCACUGACCAGGAAUACUCAGAUCAUUGCUGAGGCUUUGACAAGGGUCAUCUACAAUCUAACAGAAAAGGGAGCACCUGCAGAUAUGCAGAUCUUCACAGAUCAGAUGGAAAUCCAGCAGGAGCAACUGGAGUCAGUGAUGGACUGGCUGAGCAGUCAGCCCAGGGCUGCCCAGCUGAUUGAUAAGGACAGCACCUUCCUCAACACCUUAGAAUAUUAUAUGGGACGUUACCUGAAGGAUGUCAAGCAGCACCAUGUGAAGGCAGACAAACGGGACCCUGAGUUUGUUUUCUAUGACCAGCUGAAGCAGGUGAUGAAUGCAUACAGGGUCAAGCCAGCAAUCUUUGACCUGCUCCUGGCUGUCUGUAUUGCAGCCUACCUUGGUGUUGCCUAUGUUGCAGUGCAGCACUUUGGUCUCCUUUACAAGAUGAUACAGAGAUUAUCCCUUAAAACCAAGCAGCAGUGAAGCACCAAGUCCCCCCACCCAGCAGCACUGAGCCAUCGGUGAGCCCAUUGGGAACCUUCUGCCUUCCACUGAACCCUGCUGUUCCUUUUCCUUUGUCUCCUCUCUGCUACUGUAUAGAGGGGAGGAAGGCAUAAAGAAAAUGAAAUUUUAACUCUUGUGCACCUUUGAAGUGCUUUUCUUCACCUUCUUCCCCUGACUUGCACCAUGUCUGGUUUUCCUUUGCAUUUGGGUGAGGGAGAGGCUGAGAGACUUCAGCAAUUCCUGCAGUCUGAUUUUGGGCAGCUUCUCUGAGUGUCACCCAAAGUCCAGCACCUUCAUGGACACUGUCACACAGCCAGCCUGCAAACUGAAACUACAGCCUGACAUGGUAUCUCUGCCCAGCAAACAAGGACUUGGAGCAGUUGUUUAAAAGAAAAAACCAAAAAGUGCACAUGCAAAUUAAAGAGAAUGCAAUUAGCAUGUUUCCUUAUGGCACCUCUUCCUUGAGUUCACUGCCUGGCUUCAGGGAGUUGUGCUGAGCAAGCAAUGUCUGCAGCAAGCACCUUCUUGCAUUUUGUUCAAACUCACCCCCUUUCAGGAGGUGCACUGGGAGUGAUCUUGAGUGUUAUUACCAGGAUGAGGAAAGAUUAAGAUGGGGUUCUGGCAUGAGGGUUCUGCUGGGACAGGUUCUGUCCUGUCUCUCUUGCAGGAUGCAUUUGGCUGUGUAUUUGAUUUCUCUGGAGGUUUUUGGUCCUUGAACAGUUCACAGCUGCCACCACUCUGUGCUAAACUCUUGCUUGAUUUUUGAGGGGUGUUCCCUACUCCAGCUGCUGCAGGAUCAUGUUCUGUGCUGCCAUGUACUUACACAAGCUGGUUCUGUUUAUAACGAGAGAAGAGCAGCUCAGACGUGGAAAAUUUAUUGAAAUACUACAAGCCCUAGGCUAGCUGUAGGUCUAGAAGAUAACCCUGAGCACUGUCCUGCCACCCAGCAAGUUUUGAGUCCUUUUCUGUAACCUCUUCUGUGUACAUGAGCUCUCUUCACAUGCCACAGUGACAGUUUUUAAAAAAUUUAAGCUACUACUUUUAAUUAAAGCAGCAUAACUUACAGAGGCUGAAAAGCUAAUUCGAAUUGAGGUGGACCUUUUUUCUUUUGAAUGCAAGGAAAAUUCCAGCUGUGGAUUCCUGUCUGCACACACCUGCUCUGCACAUGCUUGUCAGAAAAGGGGUUGUUGUGACCAGUCACUGUCCUUUGGAUGGGCACCAAAGCACUGAUUUCCAUCCUCCUUUGUUUAUUUUACUGUAAUCUGCUUCCUGGAGUACCCUUAUCCCAUGAUUUGUCCUUUCUGCUACUUUAAAUAUGUAGCAAUUUGUUUUUUAAAAGGUCUUGUCUUUUCCAGGAAAGCCUGCUGGUGUCAGUGGCUCACCGUGGUGCCAGCAUGGUGCCAAGCACUCCAGAACUAUCAGCCACACUGGGAAAUCUGCCUUUUCCUCAUCUUUUGAGUGCUCAUUUGAAAUGUGUCUCUCUGCAUGCAUGAAGUGCUCAUGGCACUCCUCUGCCAAAUGAAUUUAUAAUGACUUCAGAAGUUGCUGGAGUGGCUGAAAGGCAAGCCUUGAUUGUUUUCCACUGGUUUUUAUGCUCUGCCCUUAGAGACUGCAUCUGCUGUGCCCUGGGGAGCUGCAUGCCCUGGGCUGGCUAGGUUCAGAACAUGGAUGGUACAGUGGCUCUCUGAAGAACUCUGUAGGCUCUGAAUAUCGGAGUAGUUUGAGUCCUCCAGCUGCAGCAUCCAUUUCUGGUGUGUUACACUUCAGGAGGUGGUGUUCCCUCCAGUCUAGCAGAUUAUUUCACCAGUCUUAAUGAUUAACUCCAUUACUUUGCUGAGAAAAAUAGGAAAAUAAUAUUAGCAAUGCUGCUGCAGCUUGAGUUGAUGUGUGUAAAAUUUGGCAGUAGUGGGCAAGAGUGACAGAACAGACCUGGGGCUUGUUCCUUGCUGUGGAAACUGUCAGCCUUCAGUCUUCCAGAUGAGCAGCUCAAAGUUCAGAAUCAAAAACUUCCACCCAGUCUGUUUGCAGAGGCUGUAGCACAAAGAAAACACCUUAGCUCUGUGUGGUCUCAGCAGUGAACUGUUAACACUCCUGAUGCAGUGCCAGAAGCCAGUGGAAACAACCUAAAAUAAAGAUGGGUAAGAUGAAUGAGGAGAGUUCAUAAACCUGAGGGGCAGUUGGGAUGGCACAUUGCUCUCUCCCACACAAUGGUAGUUUGUCCUGUAAUCCUUUUGUGUCUCUCUCCCUGGCUGCCAUAAAAAGUAGUUUUUACAACAGAUAAAAAGAGUUUUUGCUUUUGAUCAAAGUGCACGUGCACUGAAACAUAAAUGCUCAAAUCUGAGCUAGUCAAAUCCCAACUUCCUCGUAGCUGGAGCAGAGUGCCCAUCCUGGGAUUGAAUUUAAAUCCCAACUUCCUCGUAGCUGGAGCAAAGGGCCCAUCCUGGGAUUGAACUUAGUUCCCACAUUGUUGUUUCCUUAGGUAAGUCAACAGAGAAGCUUGCAAAGAGCCCCUGGAGCUGAUCUGCACUGCAGCAUAACUGAUCAAUUCAGCCACCAACACAAAGGCAGAAAUGCAAUGAUAAAAUAAAAGUUCUCCACAAUGUUCCAGAA
Messenger RNA from Pyrgilauda ruficollis (rufous-necked snowfinch), 4383 nucleotides. RefSeq names its product nicalin (gene NCLN). The coding region runs from base 64 to 1752 and encodes 562 amino acids. The record is from RefSeq and is a predicted model, not a curated record. Gene Ontology annotation, biological process: regulation of signal transduction. The transcript has 15 exons. NCBI's taxonomy places the organism in Eukaryota, Metazoa, Chordata, Aves, Passeriformes, Passeridae. Gene Ontology annotation, cellular component: endoplasmic reticulum membrane.